AUUUUCAUAAUCAUUAUAUCAUCAAUAUGUGCAGUCCCGCUCUUGACUCGAACCUGCACCGACGCACCCUGGGACAUCGGAGGUGGCGUUGCUAUUAAUUGUGCUACAAAACAUGAACUCUUACGUGGCGCACUCUUAUAGUUUCGGGGAAUGAGGGUUAUUCACUGCAUUGUUCUGUAUCUGCUGACCACUAAUUGACAGAUACACUCCACUAUUCUUUAGCACAUUUAAACAUUUUAGGUUUAAAGCAGAAUCUACAGAAUCUUAUUUUUUUGCAUUUGUAAUCGGGCUACGCUCAUUUUAAUAGCAUAGACAAAACUAUAAACAUUGUGGCAGGACACAAUAGGCCAGUGAAAGUUUCAUCCGCUUGGUGUAGACAAGAAUCGUUUUCUUGCGGGAGCGCGCUAUGGAUACAGGCACACGCCAACGAGGAUAACAACGCCAACCGAAAAAUACUAGUAGCAGGCUAGCCCACUCCUCCUGGCUGAACUUUGAGUGGCACGAGGUGCUUAAAAUCUGCUUGCUUUUGCGCUGCGCUACCACUUGGCGCAUCAACGGCACAGAAUUGAGCUGGCGAGCAGGUGAGAGACGCAUCUUUGGACCCAGUGCCAUUGUAUAAUCAUCUGGUCCACUGAAGUCGUGCUGUAUUGCGGCUGUUGGACAGAACAUUAUAGAAAAUGUAAGCACGGGGUUCGCCAGUCCUAUAGUCUCCAGAGUAAAGGGGUAUACCCCCCUGCGCCUCUCGCCUUUCACUGAGACAAAGGGACUGUUGGAUGGAUGGACGAUGGUGCAUCGAGCCUUAGGUGGGGUGCUUUGCGCUAGCGUUCUUAAAAGACAUCAAGCCAAACACAACAAGAAGAGUUCGCCUGGGCAUGCACCUUUUUCCCAGUGUCAAGAGCAACGUGAACGACUGAUGAUGGUGUGGCUGUGUUUUGCUCACUCCCGCUCACCGCCCUGUUUUGCCAAAAAGCACUAAAAGGAAGACUUGACAGCUAAUUGGGUACACAAACUAUUUAUUCAGAUUCCAUAUAAUUUAAAGACAAAAAAUAUACACCCUCAAAUCAGCACACCACCGAAGAUGAAAUUUCCCACGGAAAAUCCAAGAAAACCAGGGAACUGGAACCCUUCACCAGUGCCUGUGCAGACAAACCUCAUCCCGCCGAAGAAGGUCCAGCCAAGCAUGUUGCAGUCCAGCCUUGUCCAGGCCAGCGUGGCCACCAUGCAGAACCCCAUGGGCUGCUCGGCGCACCGGCAGUCGUUGUCGCGGCCGGCCAGCAUGGUGGCUAGCAUGGAGGCGGUGGCUGACGGCACGGCCACCUUCACCGUCAUGAAGUGGAAGACGGUGCUGGCCGUGUUCGUGGUGGUGGUGCUGUACCUGGUGGCGGGUGGGCUGGUGUUCCGGGCGCUGGAGCAGCCCUUCGAGAGCAACCAGAAGGACACCAUCACCAUGGAGAAGGCAGCCUUCCUGCAGAAGCACCCCUGUGUCACCUCGGCCGAGCUGGAGGCGCUCAUCAAGCACUCCAUAGAUGCUGCCAGCAGCGGUGUCAGCCCCAUCGGAGAAACACCCUACAACUACAGUCACUGGGAUUUGGGCAGCGCUUUCUUCUUUGCAGGAACAGUAAUUACAACCAUAGGCUAUGGCAAUAUCGCGCCAAGCACAGAGGGUGGGAAGAUCUUCUGUAUCCUCUAUGCAAUAUUUGGUAUCCCACUCUUCGGGUUCCUGCUUGCUGGAGUGGGUGAUCAGCUUGGGACUAUUUUCGUGAAGAGCAUAGCCAAAGUCGAAAAGAUGUUUCGGCGGAAGCAUAACCAGAUCAGCCAGACCAAGAUCCGAGUGGCCUCCACGCUGCUCUUCAUCUUGGCCGGAUGCAUCCUCUUUGUCACCAUACCGGCCAUCAUCUUCAAGCACAUAGAGGGGUGGACGACGCUUGAAGCCAUCUACUUUGUCGUCAUCACCCUGACAACUGUUGGCAUCGGCGAUUACGUGGCAGGAGGCGACUGGAAGAUCGAAUAUCGCAAAUGGUACAAGCCUCUGGUGUGGUUCUGGAUUUUGGUGGGGUUGGCUUAUUUCGCUGCGGUUCUGAGCAUGAUAGGAGACUGGCUGCGAGUCCUAUCCAAGAAGACCAAAGAAGAGGUCGGGGAAAUCAAGGCGCACGCGGUUGAGUGGAAGGCCAAUGUGCGCGCUGAGCUCCGCGAGACACGGCGGCGCCUGAGCGUGGAGGUGCACGACAAGCUGCAGCGCGCCGCCACCAUCCGCAGCAUGGAGCGCCGGCAGCUGGGCCUGGACCAGCGCGCCCACUCGCUGGACGUGUUGUCACCCGAGCGCCGUGCCGCCUUCAACAGCCUGGAUGCCAACCCCUUCAAGACGUCCUCACAGGAGAGCAUCGACAUCAAGCUCAACAACCUGCGGCUGCGCUCCGAGCUGGGAGACAACCACGCCGACCAGGCCUGCUCUGAGGACAACAUCUUCAACCGCCUAAGCUCCGUCACCAGGCUGGCCAAGCGCAACCGCAACCUCAAGAAGAACAUUCCGGACGAUGCGCGGCGCUCCUGCGAGGCUUACAGCUGCAGCAGCCCCUCAGCCAGCGAGGGCAAGAAGAACAUUCCGGACGAGGUGCGGCGCUCCUGCGAGGCUUACAGCUGCAGCAGCCCCUCAGCCAGCGAGGGCAAGAAGGAGGCCGAAGAAGAGGAGGAAGAGGAGGCUGACAAGGACUGCAACACGAGCCUGACCAACGUGUCCGUCUUCGCCGAGAGCCCAAAAGCGCAUAACGGCUUUGUCAUGCUGCAAACCAAAGAGAAGGAGAGUGAGAAGGAGGCCGCCAUGGAGGUGCACUUACAGAUGGACCCCUAGGCAAAAGAAAAGCAUUGAAAAAAAUUAUCGACCAAACGUGCCUUACACUCAUGCCGUCUCUCUGAGACGAGUUCCUGAAUCCUUGUUUGCCUGUUUCUUGAACUAUUCACUGUGCCCUGAUAACUUGAUAAAGAAAGCCAGAGCAAACUUUUUUUCGACGCAGCAAGAGACCCUGAAAGAGAGACUAGUCAUAACCAUUCAAAGAACCUGUGCAAUGCAUCGUAAGAUGGUGAGAGAGACUGCUGUGAGGAGGCAAGAAACCCUUGGAAGAAUAGCAAAUAAGAGACUGUAGCAGAUUGGAUCGCCACUUCCUUUUGAUGAUUUCCUUGUUUGGCUGGUGAUUGGACCUCCACAUCAGUGCUGAUCUGUUUCAUUGUUUUUUCUUGCUUGGUCCUCCUUGCGAAGAGAACAAAGCUGCUAUGAAUAAGCAUAAGAUGACGUCACAAAGACUGCUUGAUCCAAAACUGAAGGCUUAAGACACUUAAGACACAGCAUGUCUCUGCUUUCCCUUUGAAAGUAUCAACUGAAAGUAUCAAACGUCUUUUAAAAACCUCAACUAAGAGGAACCAACAAAGUACUAAACAGCAACAUGUAUGUGCAUGAGCUAUACUGUUGUCUACUGAACUAUGGCGUAUUAAUAUGAUAAUAUUAAUACUGCAUUAAUAUGAUAACAUUAAUACUGUAUGUCCACUACUGGUAAUAUCUCAGGGCUUGUGGUCCUACUGGUGUUGUUGAACUGUAUACUGCAUAUCAAGAGAGUUGCAUUAACACUUUGAAUCGACCGGAAGCGCUGGUUGCACACUUAACUUUCUUCAUAGGAGAGCCAUUGACAAUGGGUCGAAAGAAAAGCCAUAGUGGAAAUCUGAAGUAAAAGUAUGGUUACAUUUUAAUACAGAAAUAUGUGACACUUUGCAGAUAGGAUCAAGGAGGGUGGGGGGGGGGGAGAGGAUGUGAUUCUGCUUUUCAGAGGGGAAAUGUAUUCUGGUCUCUGACCUGAACAGACUUUCAGCUGGCAUCUCUAUGUGUGGUUAAUGUGUCCCAUAGAACAGACCCGACACCCAUCUUGUCUCAGUUGUUGGUGGCAAGCGUGCUAUUUGAAGUUGUGGAAAAUCUGUUGGCUGUAUAAGGUUUGUGUGUGUGAGUGAUAGUAUGUGUGUGUGUGUGUGUGUGUGUGUGUAUCUGUGUGUGUGUGUGUGUGUGUGUGUUUCUCUCUCUGUGUGUGAGAGAAUGUUUGAAAUAUGUGUGUUCCAUUACUCUCUUGUUAAGAGUCAAGUAGAUUGUAAAUGAACAACCCCUGAAACUAGGGUUAAUAUUGACUCCUCUACCCAUUUUAAACCCUGCACAAUCACCUUAAAGCUUUACAUGUUAUUUGUAUUCUUCUUGUUUGCAAUGAAUUGGGUGCAGCAAUAGUAUAGAAUGAAUGCAGCAAAGGAAUCUAAAUGUUCACUAUGGAAUUAAGAUAAAAAUUACUUAAAGCAUUACAAAAUAAGAGUCAUGGAAAUGAAAAAGCAUGCUAUUGUGCAAAUAUAUUAUUAUGGUCUGGUAAUGAUUGUACCGCCACAUGCUUAAAAUGAUUAGCUUUUUCUAAAUGUCCAUGUUCAAAGCUAAUUCAUUGGGGUUGCAUAUGCUCAGUAAAUGGAAGUUGUUCACAGUAUACCAUGUGCAACCAUUACGUUCAAUGUAGUGAGUGCCUUUUGGAAAUAAAUAUUACUUAAAGACGAAA
This is a messenger RNA of Clupea harengus (Atlantic herring), 4571 nucleotides long. RefSeq names its product potassium two pore domain channel subfamily K member 10a (gene kcnk10a). Gene Ontology annotation, biological process: potassium ion transmembrane transport; stabilization of membrane potential. Gene Ontology annotation, molecular function: outward rectifier potassium channel activity; potassium ion leak channel activity. Lineage: Eukaryota; Metazoa; Chordata; Actinopteri; Clupeiformes; Clupeidae. The record is from RefSeq and is a predicted model, not a curated record. Gene Ontology annotation, cellular component: plasma membrane.